AUGGCGUUUGGAGGUCAAAAGAUAAGCCACAACCACCAGACCUGCUUAUGGACUUGGUGUUCUGGUGUUCAUGUAACAUUACGUGAAUCUACACAACUGCCUGAUGGUGAUUAUUACAUCUACACUGAUGGGUCAAAAAUAGAAGAUAAUACUGGUUGUGCUUUUGCAGUUUUUCACCAUGGCACUUUAUUGCAUCAAUGGAAAGCACAUCUUCAUGGACAUAACAGCGUGUUCCAGGGAGAGGCCUUUGCCAUCGUCAAUGCCACUAAAUAUAUUCUGGAACAUCAAAUAUUGAACUGCUGCAUUGUAACGGACAGUCAGUCGGUCUUGGCUGCUGCAAUGAAUCCUGUGCAUCCAUCAAUAAUAAUUUCGCAACUUCAAGAACUACUUCGAUUAGGUGCUCACCUUAAUAUUCAAAUGUUUUGGACACGUGCUCAUAUGGGCACAAUUGGAAAUGAACUUGCUGAUGAAUUAGCAAAGCAAGCGGCCAUGAACGAUGAUGCUAUUAAUUCUCCCUUAGCUUGGCCCAUAUCACAUUUUCUUCGGAAACUGCACCUACAGUCAGUUAUGCAAUGGCAGGUCCUCUGGGAUGCAGAGGAUAGUGGCCGCAGAGCGCAUUAUCACCUGGGCUAUGUUGAUGAGACUCGUCUUCUUGCCAAUUCACAAUUGGUAAGAUAUGUCACAGGUCACGGGCCUUUUCCCGUAUAUUUUGCCCGCUUUAACAUCACUUCAACUGAUCAAUGUGUUUGUGGCCAGGCGGGUACGCCUGAGCAUUAUGUAUCCUCUUGUGAACUUACACGAGAACUGCAUAUCCCUUUUCCUGCUCAACAUCAGCAGGCUUUUAGUAAGUUUUUAAUCAAACAACGACAUCUUGUUCGGAAACUGACGGCCAUCAUGUCAAAACUUAUGCAUCUUGGUACCGACUUAUGUCAACCUGUCUAA
Molecule: messenger RNA, 942 nt
Organism: Stegodyphus dumicola
Lineage: Eukaryota; Metazoa; Arthropoda; Arachnida; Araneae; Eresidae
Source: RefSeq, a predicted model, not a curated record